AUGAAGCUGUACACUGGUACCCUUGCAUACACUCCUCUCACCACCACCGAACCCGCAUCCUACUACUGGGGUAUCAAUGAGAGCAUCACUUAUGGCACCACGACCACCUUGGCCGAGAUGGCUGGUAUCGUUGACACUGGCACCACCCUCAUCCUCCUUGCCAGCAGUCAUGAACUAUCCAUCUAUCAUCUCAUUUGCGAUCAGCCACAAUGCUACAGGGAGCCUCAAAGACAUGACUGCAAACCUGAAGAACAGCCAAGGAUGGGUCUUGAUUUGAUCCCUUCGCCUCGCUUCACGGUCGACCAUGUCACCCGCGCCGAUUGCUGGCAAUGGCUUCUGACACCAGUCUUGACUCCUCUGCCAAUACCUCUGAUUGUCAAAUUUCACCAUCCCAUUUUUGCAACACGGACACGACGAUUCAGAGCUACAUCAAUAUUCUGGAUGGUCUCAUACCUUUUGAAGGACAUUCAGAAUUGGAUCAGCAGCACCGAGGAGGGUGCUCCACACCUUUCAUGGUUGUCUGGCACAGCAGACAAGGGUAAAUCGGCCGUUGCCCAUACAAAUGCCGACUGGUAUAUUAGUGGUAGUCAGAGUGGAUAA
Molecule: messenger RNA, 600 nt
Organism: Suillus discolor
Lineage: Eukaryota; Fungi; Basidiomycota; Agaricomycetes; Boletales; Suillaceae
Exons: 6
Coding region: 1-600 (199 amino acids)
Biological process (GO): proteolysis
Molecular function (GO): aspartic-type endopeptidase activity
Source: RefSeq, a predicted model, not a curated record